GAGUAAGAAGAAGCAUGAAGAGAAUGUUUAUUUAUUUCGGAAUGGACGCACUUUGGACUUUUGGCCAACGACUAAACCUGCACACUUCUGCACUGUAUAGUACACGAGUAUAAAAUAUAUCCAGUGGAACAUGUUGUUUUUGUCUACAGUGAUUUCCUGCGUUGAUUCGAGUCUAAACUUCGCCUAUUUUCAGAUUUCAUUUUUAGGGAGUUUUUUUUUUUGGAUUCACUUCCUUCCUGUCGCUUUGAGUUUACUUCUGGUUUUGUAUGGAGCUGAUUUAUAAAUAUGAAUAUGAUCAUCGUUUUGGCACAGAAUGGAGCAGCCACUGAUGCCUCGGGAAUCUGGCCAGUAUGUGGCAGAGAAGAGCCGGGACGUCUUUGUGGACGAGGAGGGUGUUAAGAAGGUGGCAGAGAUGCUCUACAUGCUGAGAAAUGGCGAGGAAUUCUUGCCCAGUAACUGGAAGUUGAUGAACAAUCUUGCUCCCUCUCCGGACACGGAUGAAGCCAUUAACUGGGUGUUUGUGACAGACACUAUGAACUUCUCCUUCUGGCCUGAUAGAGAGGACCAGCAGUGUGAAGUGAACCAUAGAGGAACCACAUAUCGUGGCUACAUGUCUUUGUGUGCAGCUGUUACCAGGGCAAUGGACGAGGGUGUGCCUAUAACUGACCCUGCCUACUUCUCCCAGAUGAGUGAGGCUGACCUGGCACGUGUUCUUCGCUCAGAUAAUGACACACCCAUGCCCAUGCUGAAGGAGCGUCACCAGGCCCUUAACGAGGCCGGCCAUGUGCUCAUGCAGCAUGGUGGGUCUUUCCGGAGCUUCAUAAGCCACGGGGGGUAUGAUGCGGAGAAAAUGGUGCGGUAUAUUGUGGAUAACAUACCAUCCUACAGGGACGAGGCCAUCUUUCAGGGCAAGAAGAUUUCCUUCUAUAAGAGGGCUCAGAUCCUUGUGGCAGAUUACUGGGGGAUCAUGGAGGCCAGAGGUGAGGGGGACAUACGCAACCUGGACUACCUGACCAUGUUUGCUGACUACAGAGUGCCACAGGCCCUCGUCUACCUGGGGGCACUACGCUACUCAGAUGCUCUCAUGGAAGCACUGAAAAAGGGGGAGUUGUUGAGUUCAGGUGAGAGUAGAGAAGUGGAAAUUCGUGGCUGUUCAAUCUGGUGCGUGGAGAAAAUCACGAAUCAUCUGUGGAAACUUGUACAGGAGAGAGAUGGGAAGAGAUGUGACAUAAACUCAGCUCUCAUCGACUUUUAUCUGUGGCAUUAUGCUAAACACCACCAUGAAGAAAUGGCUCACAUUCCCAUUCACCACACACGUUGUGUAUAUUAUUGAAAUACAUUCCAUUUUUUUUAUUAUUAUUUUUUUUUUAAAUAUCUGAUUACUGAAUACCUGUAAGCGUUUGCUUGUAUUUAAUUGAAUAAAACUGAGGUAGAUGAAAGGA
This is a messenger RNA of Tachysurus fulvidraco (yellow catfish), 1442 nucleotides long. It is a transcript of the gene qng1, whose product is annotated as chromosome 14 C9orf64 homolog. Lineage: Eukaryota; Metazoa; Chordata; Actinopteri; Siluriformes; Bagridae. The coding region runs from base 314 to 1333 and encodes 339 amino acids. The record is from RefSeq and is a predicted model, not a curated record. The transcript has 5 exons.